This is a messenger RNA of Dendronephthya gigantea, 784 nucleotides long. RefSeq lists its product as uncharacterized. The transcript is spliced from 2 exons. Bases 56 to 658 code for a protein of 200 amino acids. The record is from RefSeq and is a predicted model, not a curated record. NCBI's taxonomy places the organism in Eukaryota, Metazoa, Cnidaria, Anthozoa, Malacalcyonacea, Nephtheidae.
UGUUUACACGUUACAAGCAAAUGACUCGCUCGAAAAAUACCCAGUGUACUGUCAAAUGGCUGAUACAGCUGGAUGUGGAAAGGGAGGCUGGACACUAGUGAUGAAGGUGGAUGGCAACAAGAAUGAUUUCAACUACAGUUCUUCCUACUGGACGAACAAGAAAACUUUUGCAGUCGAAGAUGGUUUGGAAGGCUUGUCAGAGAAGCAAACAAAAAUGGCUUCCUACUGGAACACACCGUUUACCAGAAUCUGCCUUGGAAUGAAGGUCAACGAUGUCACAAACUGGAUAACGAUUGACAAGAAAGCUAGGUCGCUGUUCGAUGUGAUCGCUGGCGGAGCAACAACUAGGACAACCGCUGGAAAGGAAACGUGGAAAUCGCUGAUCGCGGGCUCAUCGCUGCAAAACAACUGCAAUGAUGAAGGGUUUAACCUGAGAUGUCAAAUUAACGAACUUUACAUGCGUGUUCGAAUUGGAUUAGUUGCGAAUAAUGAAGUCACCUGUGAUACCUGUGACUCGUAUAUUGGACUUGGUGUUUCGUAUCUGGGCUGUGGUAUUCAAUCUACAAUAACAUGCGGCAACUUGGCAGUGUGUCACAGCUCUUCCCAUUAUAAUGCUGACACCUACAUCUGGGCAUUCGGUUAUAUACUCGUCCAGUAGCAGGUCCUAUAGUGUAAAGAACUAGGAAGCUAGAAUCGUAGGAGACUCUAGUAUGUUCCGUGUACUUUUUAUAUAGAGACGAUUUUGAGGUAUUGAAAUGGCCAAACAAGCAUAUGCUCAGCCGGC